AUGUCGACCGAUGCCGUGACCCAGGCCGACGCCUCCGCGGCGUCUAUGCAGGGCACAGAGCCCCUUGCCUGCGUUUCUUGCAGGGCGAGGAAGCUCAAGUGUGAUCGGACGAAACCUGCCUGUACUCGCUGCGUCAAAGUAAACAACGAAUCUCAAGUUGAAGAAUACCUCAAAGAGGUCAAUAGGGGGGGCCAUGACGACGGGGCAAUUAUUCUGGACGAGCCUGACAUUACCCUGGGCGACCUUCCGUUUCCCGCUGAUAAUAUUAGCCAGGAUGCCAACACCUCUAGCACCGCAUCAGAUCCGAAUUUGUCUUUUGAUAUACCACACCUUGCUGGCCAAGAGGAUGGUACCGGCACCUUUAUGAAUGGUCAGUUAAUGGGGCUAGGCAUGUCUGAGACGCUGCCUCCCUUCGAGGUGAUCGAGGAAUUGCACAACGUCUACUUUUCGACGCAUUAUCAUUAUCUUCCCAUUAUUCACUCUGGCCGUUACUACCAGGCAUUUUAUGGACCACCAACGAGAAAACCACCAAUGUGCUUGCAGUACGGAAUCUGGGCAUACUCUGCCAGCGGACAUCCCAAGUACGAUCAGUAUGCCGAAGCAUUCUAUAAGAGGGCACGGCAGUACAUAGAAGCGGAUGAGAUGAGAAGCGAUGGCGAGCAUUUUGUCACAGUAAAUCACGCCCAGGCAUGGGCUAUCAUUGCCAGCUAUGAGGCUAAAACGAUGCUGUUCACGAGAGCAUCCAUGAGUGCCUCUAGGUAUGUUCGACUUGUCCAGAUGCUGGGGCUGGAUAGGCUUGAUAGAGAAGGGGACGACAUUCCCCCUACGCUCGGCCCAAUUUCCAACUGGACAGAGUUGGAAGAGCGGAGGAGAGUUUUUUGGGGCGCAUUUGCAAUUGAUUCGCAUGCAAGCAUGGCAACGGGCUGGGCAAACAUGAUUAAAUCUGAAGAUGUAAUGACGCGCCUUCCAGCUUCCGAAGAGGCAUUUGUGUCGGGGACUGAAGAGAAAACGGUGUUCUUGGAAGAGGUAUUUACGGGAGCGCCUUUCGAGAGCUUUUCUGGAGCCAUUGUCAUCUGUGAGGUCUUCAAGGUUAUCCUGCGACAUGUGCACGGGGCGAAACCUUCCGAUCACGCCGAUGAUUUGAUAAACGGUUUGUAUUGGAAGCGCCAUCGCGAUCUCGACAAUAAGCUAUCAAGUCUUUUCAUGUUUCUACCCGAGAGAUUUCGUCUUCCACAAAGGAUUGGGGACCCAUCUGCGGUGCAUGCAAAUUUGAAUUUGCAUGCUUCCAUUAUCUGCCUACAUCAUGCUGCUAUUGAGACUGCCGAGAAGUAUGGUUUUAAUGAGAAUAUUAAACAGAGCAGUCUAUGCAGACUGAGGGCUGCCGCUGAAGAAAUCGUCAAUAUCAUCAAAAUGACAUCGCACCACACCUCAUUUUUCAAAACUCAGCUCUGUGCACUCUCCUUGUAUUGUGCUACGACUGUAUACGUUUAUCUGGCCAAGGAUGACCCUGUGGGUGGCGUGACUCCUAUCGACGUUUCCAACCUGGAAAUUAUCAUCAACGCAAUGGAGGCCAUCGGUCGCGUUCACAUGGUUACAACUGCCUUUCUACAACAAGCGUGCCUUGAUAUCGAGCGCAAUGGCUUGACGUCAAGUCUCAAACUUCCAUCCCUAGCAAAAUACCGCGAUCUUUUUGGCGGCCCCGCAUCCAGCAUCCCCCUAUUAGCCCGAAGCUCGAUUUCGAAGCAUACUGAGAUGUCGCCGCCGUUGCCUGGAAGGCUACCUCUUGGGAUGCCCAAGGGAAACAGGCGACCGACUAAUUUAAGAAUGAGCAAACCACUUGGCUCUCUAACAGGUGUCAUCCCAGACGUACAUCACACCACAGACUGCUUCAAUGCUAUUCUCGGCGCCGUUACCCGAAACGUGGCGCCAAAGCAACCCGCCCCUGUGAGCAAUAAGCGGAGGCGUGUAGCCGUAAGCCCGGUGCCAGAGCCGGUUAUGACGGCUAACUCUAAGGCAUCUGGGACGUCGGCGGCCGGCUACUUCCGCUACAACAUCAGUGAUCAAGCUUGCGGAACUCUGUGGUCUCAAGGGGAGAUGGAUAUGAAUAUUCAAGUGGUUGAUCCGAUUUUUACACUUCCGGACCGUACCACUUCCUCAGAAUCAUCACCAGCACAACGCGGAGCCGGUACAGAGCCGUUCUCAGGCAGUAGCCAUACCUCACCCGGCCUGGGCCUUGGAAAUACCCCCGAAGAAAAUCGCAUAGAUCUUCGGCAAUUCCAAGGCCGUAUCGCAACGCCCAUUUGGCAAAGCACGGAAGAAGGGCUUUUUAACCACAUUACAGAAACAAUUGCUCAAUUCUCGGGAGAUGGUGAUGACCCCUGGGCGAUACUCAAUGGAGAGAAUAAUUGGAACGGCGGCACUACAACAUCUGACAAGGCGGCAAAGAUGGUUUCUUAUAUGGUCGGCCUAUUCGCCAUCCUUGUCCUCGUCGCAAAUCCAAUAAGCCAGUACUUCUUUCCGCAAAUCUCUCGCACGAAGAAUUCGCUGUCUCCAAGACCACAGCUGAAUGAAUCGCUGUUGGCAAUAGAUGGCGCGAAUGCGAGUGCGCCGAAUUGUCCAGCUGACGCGUACGGGGCGCGGAUUUUGAGUCGAGAGCCGUUGGUUGUGUAUCUGGAAGGGUUUUUGAAUGAGCGCGAGAGGCAGCAUUUGCUUGAGAUUAGCGAACCUAUUUUUGAGCCGUCAACCAUCACUGAUGACUCUAGCUCUACGCAUCGUGACAAUACUAUCCGAGACUCCGCUGUUGCUCUUUUGCCACGAACAGAUAUUGUUCGCUGCAUUGAGGCUCGUGCAAAGGCUUUCCAAGGCUGGCGACGAGACUUAUGGAUUGAACGCCUGCGGACGCAGCGAUAUGUCGCUGGUGGGCAUUAUAGCCAUCACUUUGACUGGAGCCGUAAUGCAGAUGGGUGGGGUAGAGUGAGCAGCUUUAUGGCCUGGAUUGAUGCUGCAGAUGGAUUGCAAGGCGGAGGAACAGAAUUCCCACUGUUGGAAACGAUUACGGAAGGAAACAGGCCGAAGUGGUGUGAGUUAAUCGAAUGCGAAGAUGAAGGCGCUGCGAAUGGUGAUGGCCAAAGAGACCAGAAGAAGCUUGGUGAUGAAGAGGGAGCUGAGGGAAAGGGCACGACAUUCAAAGUGGUUCCUGGAAAUGCUGUAUACUGGGAGAAUUUUGCAUCUGAUGGGAGGGGAUAUGAUGAGACUUGGCAUGCUGGUUUGCCCGUGAAGAAAGGAGUCAAAGUCGGAUUGAACAUUUGGAGUUUUGGACGGAUUGAGUAA
Trichoderma asperellum CBS 433.97 is the source of this 3330-nucleotide messenger RNA. NCBI's taxonomy places the organism in Eukaryota, Fungi, Ascomycota, Sordariomycetes, Hypocreales, Hypocreaceae. The record is from RefSeq and is a predicted model, not a curated record.